Molecule: messenger RNA, 1284 nt
Organism: Odontomachus brunneus
Lineage: Eukaryota; Metazoa; Arthropoda; Insecta; Hymenoptera; Formicidae
Gene: mbf1
Product: endothelial differentiation-related factor 1 homolog
Exons: 4
Coding region: 357-944 (195 amino acids)
Cellular component (GO): nucleus
Molecular function (GO): DNA binding
Source: RefSeq, a predicted model, not a curated record
CUUUAACAAAACGUACUGUUCCUUCCUGUCAUGGGUAAUAUUAUUGACACGCGCGUGUCUUCACUCGAAUACACGACAAUUGAGAUGUCAGUUCUCAAGCACAAUAUGCAUUUCUACGAAUAAAACUUGUGACAUAAUAUUCAAAAGUUCAUUGCGGAUCUCGGAUAUACGAAGAGUCGGCGGAUCAUUUAACGACCGGUAGCGAGGUAAGGAACAGCCGACGCAACGACGUGAUUGCUGAAUUCGCUCGAGUUCACCAAGACGCGUGACAAAACCGCGCUUUUCGUUUGCUCGCGAAAUCACAGCUUCGCGCCAGCCGUUUGGUCGGCGUGCGGUCGAUCGAGCUGCCGCGCCGCAUGAUUUUCGGAACGUCGACGGAGCAUAGAACUCGCUGGAGAGAGAGUACGGUGCAGCGCAGCGCAGCGCAGGCGAAGUGGAGAACCGUGACGUUGAUAUCGUGUCCGUGUGAUAACCGACGGCUCGCGGCGACUUUUUACAAUAUGUCAGAUUGGGACACCGCGCCUAUUACUUUGCGUAAACGCACGCCGAAAGCGUCCACGCUGAAAACCGAGAAGGCGGUGAACGAUGCGCGGCGGCAAGGUUUCACCGUGGAGACACAGGCAAAGUGGGGUGGUGGUGCAAACAGACAACACGUAACUACAAAGAACACAGCUAAAUUGGAUCGAGAAACAGAAGAGUUGAAGCACGAUAAAAUUCCACUUGACCUUGGCAAACUUAUUCAACAAGGCCGACAGAGUAAAGGAUUAUCUCAAAAAGAUCUAGCGACGAAAGUUAACGAGAAGGCACAAGUUAUCAACGAUUAUGAAGCAGGACGUGGAAUACCGAACCAGAUGGUCAUUGGCAAGAUUGAGCGAGUAUUAGGGGUCAAAUUGCGUGGUAAAGAUCGUGGAAAACCGUUAACGACCCCCGGGACAAAGAAGUGAAUCUCGGGGGAAGGAAACUAUUUUCUACACUUACAUGGUUCUCAUGAAAGAACUUUGGCAGAGACGGUAGAAUGGAAAGCUACAAACCCCUACCUUUCUUUUCUUCGGUUAUUUUCAUAUAGUGGAUCACAGAGUAGCUUAUACUUGUUUUUACAUGCAAAAAUUAAAAGGAUAUUUUAGGAUAAUACAGACAUAACAAACUUGUAAUAUUAACAAAGGUUCAUUGAGUUACCUUCAUCAUUAUUUGUUACAGACAUUUCAAAUGUACAUUACUAAUGCUACUAUUAAGAGCAAAAUAUAUUUGAGCGGUAAAAUAAAAUUCUUAAUUUAUGAUAAAGUA